AUAUCAGAAGGCCUGUCGCCCUUCGCAUAUCUCACAUGUCGUUGUAAUUAUCGUGUGGAAAUUAACGUAGAGGGCAUUGCCAGUCGAACAUGGACAUCGCGCUGCGUGCCACUCAAUGGGAUUACAAGAAACUCAUCAGCGUAGCCGCAAGCCUGAGCUUUGAGGAUUAUGUUUCUGCUUUCAUUACUUUCGCGCUCGUUCUCACCAUCCCAACUUCGGCCAUACUGUUUCUGAACUGGCUGGAUUCUUCUGUUCCUGUCGGCCUAUAUCCACCUGCGGGAUGUCGCAAGCUGGGGCUGUACUGGAAGUCAAAUCUGGACGAUCAGUUUAAAGCGGCGCGGAAGCAGGCUUCUUUGACCGUGAAAGCGCUUCUUAUCUAUCCGGUCAAAAGCUGUGCACCGGUCGAACUGGCCAAAGCUGAAGUCGUUCGGACCGGGCUGAGAUAUGAUCGUCAAUUCACCUUUGCACAGCUUGUUAGUUCCCAGCCCCAGAAGAAUGCGGAUGGCAAGGAUGAGGUUGAGCACAAAUGGAAGUUCAUCACCCAAAGAGAGUUUCCUCUACUGGCGAAAGUGAGGACAGAGAUCUGGAUCCCAGAGCCGGAUAUUGACGGCUACCAUCCUAACCUACCAUAUGUCCGGAGCAAGGGAGCCGUGGUAGUUUCGUUUCCAUUCUCGCCAGAUUGGAGUCUUUUGAGCUUCCAAGGACUCAAGAAUCUGGCUUCGAUUCUGUCGGCCAAGCUGUUAGCUUUCGAUCUGAAGGCCGAGCCAGAGUCGUCUUUUACACUGCCGUACGACCCUACUCCGGAUCGGAUUCAGGAGAAGAAUUACACGGCCGAGAAAAUGCAGAUUUGGAAGGAAUACCACUCCUUCCUGAAUGUUGGCCCUGAGAUACCAGAGACGAGCCUGGCGCAACUCAAAUACUUUCUCGGUGUUCGCAACCCCUUUACACUUUUUCGUAUAGACACCCGCAACUACAGAGAAGUCUUUCGGAAUGCCCCAGUAAAAGCGGACGUUGACCACCAGCCCAUUGUUGCGAUGCAGGACGCGUACCCCUUACACAUCAUCGGCCUAUCCAGCGUCCGUGAAGUCGAAGCAAAGCUCCCAGAAAAAGAAGCCAGACAACUGGACUCUCGGCGAUUCCGCGCCAACAUCAUUGUAUCCGGCACCACACCAUUCGCCGAGGACAAAUGGGCACGCAUCCGCAUCGGCUCAGGAAAAACAAUCUCCGACAUUGGCAAAGAGCUCGAUCCAAUCCCCCGUUUCAACGAAUACCAUCUCUCCUGCCGCACGGCCCGUUGUAAACUUCCCAACAUCGAUCCUGCAACUGGCGAUCGCUCGCCGAACGAGCCGUAUGUUUCUAUGACUAAAUAUAGGCGUAUUGAUGAGGGCGCUCAGCCGUAUCCGUGUCUGGGCAUGCAGUCUGUCCCGAUGUGGGAUGCGGGCUUGGGUGUGGGUGAGGAGGGAGAGGAAGAGGAAGAGGAGCAGGGGCUGAGCGGGUGGGUUAGUGCUGGUGAUUUGGUGGAGGUCUUGGAGGAGACGGAGGGGCAUUUCUAUAUCAAGCAAUAGUGUCAACGUUGUUCAUCUUGAAGGCGUUGGCCUGUAGACCAUUCUGUCUAUGACUUACUCUAAGAAUGUAUAUAUCGCUUUUGAGCCCCGUCAUCGUUCUCGAAACCUACCAAUCUACAUGUGCAGAGAAUUCUGAGUGGAUCUGUAGAUUUGCGAGGGAAGAACCGUGUGGUACUGUUCUUUGUAUGACUAGGUAUAUCUGUUGUGGUGGUGAGUAUAGCUUGUAGUCUCUAAUAAGUUUUCAGGCUUCGAGUCAGAGAGUUAUGACUGAUUUCUUUGAGAGAAUAGAAUGAUAGAUCGAC
Molecule: messenger RNA, 1867 nt
Organism: Pseudovirgaria hyperparasitica
Lineage: Eukaryota; Fungi; Ascomycota; Dothideomycetes; Acrospermales; Acrospermaceae
Exons: 3
Coding region: 90-1565 (491 amino acids)
Molecular function (GO): pyridoxal phosphate binding; molybdenum ion binding; catalytic activity
Source: RefSeq, a predicted model, not a curated record